AUGAAUGGUCUGCUUGAAUGGCAGUUCAGAAUUGUUUCUAACAGGACUUGGAACCAUGACUGCGACAAUGUGAAAGAAGCUCGGGAUCGUCUGGCUUCAGCUCUAGAGCACGGAGAAUUUAACGAAACUGGGGUUGUUUUUGAUGACACGGUUCCGUACAACGACACUAUUGGCGAAGAAGACGCCAAAUUACUAGUUGCUUCAUGGAAGGAAACUAUAGGAAAAAUAAUUGAAGAUAUCCAAACUGCGAUAAAGUAUGGAUGCGUCAUGGCGACGGGAAUCGGCAAAGAUAUCCAGAAACUGCCGCAAGAAGAAGUAAAAGUUGCUGAACAGACUAAUCCUACCGAGGAGGACACCCAGAAGAAAAGCGACAAAGGAGAAGGAACUGCACAAAGUGAAGAAAGUGAUUCUCCCGAGGGAGGCACUGACGAAAAGGAGGAUUUGAAUGAAACAAAAUCUGCAUUGGCAGAUGAAGAGAACGAUCCUUCUAAAGGCAUUCUUUGCUACAUCUCUUGA
Molecule: messenger RNA, 516 nt
Organism: Cylicocyclus nassatus
Lineage: Eukaryota; Metazoa; Nematoda; Chromadorea; Rhabditida; Strongylidae
Source: the annotation of a GenBank genome assembly